Puntigrus tetrazona (Sumatra barb) is the source of this 2292-nucleotide messenger RNA. RefSeq names its product phytanoyl-CoA hydroxylase-interacting protein-like (gene phyhip). Lineage: Eukaryota; Metazoa; Chordata; Actinopteri; Cypriniformes; Cyprinidae. Bases 310 to 1311 code for a protein of 333 amino acids. The transcript is spliced from 6 exons. The record is from RefSeq and is a predicted model, not a curated record. Gene Ontology annotation, cellular component: cytoplasm. Gene Ontology annotation, molecular function: protein binding.
AGGUGGCAAACAAGAAACCUCUUGCUCUCAGUUUUCAUCCUCAUUUAAGGAGCUGCAGCAGUGAUAGAAGAAUUACAGACACACUCAUUCACACAGCUUCUGAACGCAUCCCUUCUUCAUCAUCUUCAUCAUCAUCACUGCUUCUUCUAGAAAAAGAGCUUUGAUGCAAGUCCUGUGAGGAUGUUUAUCAUGGCCUACAUUCCCUUUGAAUGAAAGGCAGCCGUCUGGGGAGCUGAAGUGUUUCCAUGACAUUACAGCAUCACUGCCUCCUGUAAGAGAACGAGGACGGGCCUUUCAAAACUCACAGAGAUGGCUGAGGUGGAGCAGCUCUCCACUCCCCGCGACAUCGAGAUCAGCGACGUGAGCUGCGACUCUUUCCGGAUCCGGUGGGACAUGGCCCUCGAGGACGCGUCUCGGCUGACGCAUUACUUCAUCGACCUGAGCCGCAAACAGGGCGGCGAGCAGAACCGCUUCAAGCACAGGGACGUCCCCACCAAGCUGGUGGCAAAAGCAGGACCUCUGCCGAUGGCUGUGAGGGGCCACUGGUUCCUGAGUCCUCGAACAGAGUACUGCGUGGCUGUCCAGACCGCCAUCAGACAGCCGGACGGAGACUAUCAGGUGUCUGAAUGGAGCCAGGUAGUGGAGUUCUGCACUGGAGAUUACGCCAUGGAGCAUCUCCAGCAGCUGUUGGAUAAAGCUCAGGCCGCCGCUGGGAGGCUGCUCAGGUUCUCCGUCUUCUACCGCAAUCAGAGUCCUGAGUACUUCCAUUACGUCAGGUCAGAGUGUGGAGGUGCCAUGCUCCCGUCUUUCAAAGACAACAGCGGGAGUCACGGCUCGCCGAUCAACGGAAAGCUCCGCGGCGUCUUCCUCAGCUGCAACACAGAGUUCGACACGGGCCUCCCUCCCAAAGACUCCCCGUACGGCCCUCUGCGCUUCCAAAUUUCCGCCGACCGUCUCCUCGGCCCGAGCACAAACCUCUACUUUGCUGACUUCUACUGCAUGUACACAGCGUACCAUUACGUGGUGCUGGUGCUGGCCCCUGCCGGAUCGGAGGGGGACAGCUUUUGCAGCAGCCGCCUUCCACGACUGGACCUGUCAAGCAAUCCCUUCCUGACGUACACGCCGGGAGACGCGGCAGUCUUCUGUCACGCCAGCGACGUCAUCCUGGAGCUGCUGCACACUGAGCCCUUGCUUCUGGAGCACGGCAUACUCGCUCAGAUCAGCGGCCGUCACCAGCUCAUGAGUCUCUCCACUGCAAACGCCAAAAAAGACCCCAGCUGUAAGGUGUGCAAUAUCAGCGUGGGCCGCUGAGCUGUGGCUGCUCUCACCGGAAGAGCAACCGGAAAACCAGACCAUGAGGACCGAUGUCUGGAAAGGGAGCCAAAGCUCUAACGAGAAUCUGAAUAUAUAUUCACAAUUAAAAAGAGGUAUUUGGAAUUCGAAAAUAAGCCAAAGGCAUUGCACAAAAUGCAUAUAGAUGAAUGAGGUCGUGGUAGUCUGGCUACUAGUCUGACCACUUGUUAUGAAAUCAAGCCAUAUGAUCUGUGAGACACCUAUUUAGAUCUUGAAGCGCCCCUAUUAUGGGUUCAUAUUUUGGUAUUAGGAGUCAUAAACAACAUGCAUGCAAGGUCAAAAAACACUUUCAUUUUCAUUUUAUUACCCUAACGACUCUUAAACGAUUCACUUAGUCAUCUCUCCAACCCCCCUGGUGAUCGGUCGCUUACAUUUAAAGCGGUGUUUGUACGCUUGCAUCCCAAAAGCUUCACCUAGUGACAAAGAAUGAAUUAGCAUUUUCGAAUAAAGAUCAACAAGUGGGCGGCUAAUAUGCUAAUGUUUCAUUUUGAGGUCAAAGAGAAACGGCUUGGGACUCUUUCUUUCGAGAGACGAUAAACUGUUCAUUCACUAAGAGCUGUGCUACACACCGCACAAAAGCUUAUUUUUUUAAAAAUCCACAAUAGGGGCGCUUUAAAGAGACGGUUCACCCAAAAGUGUUUCAUCAUUUACUCGCUGUCUGUUAAAACCUAAAUGCGGUCCACGAGACUAGCGAUGCAUUUCGAAAGUCUUCUGAAGCCAUGAUGUGAUAACUUGUCCGAGUCCACUUCUUUAAAGACUAAUCAAGGUGACAUUAUUGAAUUAUGUAACCGAUUCUAUUUAUUUUUUUAUGAAGUCAUUUGGGUUGUUACCUGUAAUUAAUUUCGUGAGUCGUUGUGUGUGUAUAUAUGCAUAAACGUGUUACAGUUGUCUGUACAGAAUGCUUCAACAUAGAAUAAAACCCUUCUGAGAGUUUCUGCA